AUGGCUGUUGAUUAUUUCACCAAGUGGGUGGAGGCAGAGGCGUUGGCGAACAUUCGAGAUGUGGAUGUUAAGAGGUUUGUAUGGAGAAACAUAGCGAUGAGGUUCAGGGUACUGAAGUCCCUAAUGUCAGACAACGGGCUGCAGUUUGACAGCAGGGCUUUCCGCGAGUUUUGUAGUAGUCUCGGCAUCACAAACCAGUAUUUAACCCUUACAUAUCCACAAAGCAACGGUCAAGCCAAGGCUACCAACAAAGCCAUCGUGAGCGGGUUAAAGAAGAGAUUAGAAGGUGCUAAGGGCAAGUCGGCAGAGGAGUUGCCUAAUGUUCUGUGGACAUACCAGACAACUCCAAGGAGGAUUCAACCUCACCAAGAAUUCGGAAUUAAUGCUGAAACAAUUGAACUUAUUGGAGGAACACCGGGAAUCGGUGACUAUACGGUUGGCAGAAUAUUAGCAAAAACUUGCCCGGAGAUACAACAAGGACGUGAGGAGAAGAGAGUUUGGAGUGGGAGAUCUGGUACUUUGGAAGGUAGUGGGAAAUACACGAGAUGUCAACGCAAGGAAGCUAGCAUCGACUUGGGAGGGAUCUUAUAG
This is a messenger RNA of Quercus lobata, 591 nucleotides long. RefSeq lists its product as uncharacterized. Lineage: Eukaryota; Viridiplantae; Streptophyta; Magnoliopsida; Fagales; Fagaceae. The transcript has 2 exons. Gene Ontology annotation, biological process: DNA integration. The record is from RefSeq and is a predicted model, not a curated record. The coding region runs from base 1 to 591 and encodes 196 amino acids. Gene Ontology annotation, molecular function: nucleic acid binding.